Molecule: messenger RNA, 6666 nt
Organism: Coregonus sp. 'balchen'
Lineage: Eukaryota; Metazoa; Chordata; Actinopteri; Salmoniformes; Salmonidae
Source: the annotation of a GenBank genome assembly
ACAAAGCGUCCACGGGACAGUCGAACCGGAGGAAGUCUCGUUUUUCACUGGUUUGCAUAACUUUCUGAUUCAUGAAGUUCCAGUGUGGCACCGGGUGACCCGUAACGCCAGAAUGUGGUAUUAUUGUGGUGUCCUCGGCCGUGUCAGGCACUCACCGUUCAUUGGGUUAUAUUUGUUGGGAUUUUUGAUAGCACCUGUGUCCUUACACCCACAAUGCUUGGAUUUCAAGCCCCCCUUCAAGCCUCAAGAGGACCUCCAGUUCUGCGCAAUGUACAGGAACUUCGGCUGCUGCGACUCCGCGAAGGACCAAGAAUUGAUGGCAAAAUUCUAUAAGAUCAUGGACAAUUUCGACUAUUAUGGAUAUGCCAACUGUGCUGGGUACGUGCAGGACCUUCUCUGCCAGGUAAGCAAAACGCGGGUAAAGGUCGAUACUUGGUUUUGUUUUCAGAAUUACAUCAUCCAGCUGUUCUUGGCGAGCCCCGGCAUGUUUGUAGAGACAUAUAAUUGUUAUACACUCGCACAUUCAUCCAAAUGAGAUAGAAUAGUCGAUCUGACGUGCAUUAUUACUGUGCGUAAUUGCGUAAUAAAAUGCGUAAUAGCGUAAUAACAGAUUAACAAUAUAGCAUGUACUGCUGUUUGUCAAUCACUGCAUGAUAAGAUGCAUGUUGUCAUAACAAGCGUAUCUCCUCAAAUCGAAAGUGUACGUGCUUCACAGAACAAGGCAAAUGUCUAACAGGACAUGGGGGCUGCACAAAUGAAAGAGUUGGGUUGGUCCCUCACUCCUCACAUUUCUCUCCUCCUUUUCCACUCCCCUUCUUUCUCCCCUCCUUCAGGAAUGCUCUCCAUAUGCAGCUCACCUCUUUGAUGCAGAGGACCCCAGUACCCCCAUCAGAACCCUCCCUGGCCUCUGCCCUGACUACUGCUCUCAGUUCUGGCUCAAAUGCCGAUCCACCAUCACCUUGCUCUCUGACGACCCGCAGCUAGCCGAAGCCGAGUCGGACCAGUUCCGCUUCUGCCAGCACCUGGAGCUGGAGGACCCAGACUACUGCUACCCACACCUCCUCAGCAAUGAGCAGCUGACGCAGAACCUGGGCCACGUCCGGGCCGACCCCGAGGGCUGCCUGCAGCUCUGCCUGGAGGAAGUAGCCAACGGGCUGCGGAACCCCCUGGCCAUGGUCCAUGCCAACGACGGCACGCACCGCUUCUUUAUAGCCGAACAGGUGUGUGUGUGCUCACUUUCCAGAGUUGUUGUAUUGCAUUGUGGUAUUAUAGUUGUUGUAUUGCAUUGUGGUAUUAUAGUUGUUGUAUUGCAUUGUGGUAUUAUAGUUGUUGUAUUGCAUUGUGGUAUUAUAGUGCCGGUUUCCCAGACACAGAUUAAGUCUAGUCCUGGACUAAAAAGUCAUUUCAAUAAGUCUAGUCCUGGACUAGUCAUAAUCUAUGUUUGGUAAAACUGCCCGUAGUCUAUUGAUUUUGUGUAUUUUGUUGUAUGUGUAUGCUGACCUCACAAAAUGUAUUUCCAUGUAAAUGGACAAUAAAGUUAUUAUCAUAUCGUAGGUGGGCCUGGUGUGGACGUACCUGCCUGACCGCUCCAAGCUGGAGAAGCCCUUCCUGAACAUUACCAAGGCUGUUCUGACGUCGCCCUGGGAGGGGGACGAGAGGGGCUUCCUGGGCCUGACCUUUCACCCCGACUAUAAGUACAAUGGGAAGCUGUACGUGUACUACUCUGUGGAGAUCGGCUUCGAUGAGAGGAUCAGGGUCAGCGAGUUCCGCGUCUCCCCUGGCGACAUGAACGUGGUGGACCACGCAUCUGAGAGGUACAGUUAUCGAUGAGUCCCAAAUGGCACCCUAUUCCCUAUAUAUAGAGCACUACUUUCGACCAAAGGCCAGCUCUGGUCAAAAGUAGUACACUAUAUAGGGGAAAAGGUACCAUUUGGGGUGCAACCUGUGUUGUGCUCUGGCCCCAAAAUGGCAAGCUGUGUUGUCCAUCACCAAGGUGGUUGGGCUUUGCUGUUGUUAUGAAGACUCAAGGGGUGCGGAAUGGAUUUACAGUACAAUAGGUUUUGCAUACAGCUGGACAUACAAAUAGAUAUAUCUACACCAAUGUGUAGUAGUAGGCCUAAAAUAAUUGCUGUUGUGCAUAACACAUGGUAGAUAUUACACAUUAGUGGUGAAUAAGAUGAGAUCCCCCCACCAACAAAGUGCUUGGAUAAGCAGUAUUUAUUCCAUCAUUAUUGUACCUCAGAGAGAUGGGUGCUCCCGCACUGACUUCUCUGUCUCGUAUCUGUCUCUGUCUCAAACGCCUUCUCAGGAUCAUUCUGGAGGUUGAUGAGCCUGCUUCCAAUCACAACGGAGGAAUGGUGAUGUUUGCUGAUGAUGGAUACCUGUACAUUUUCACUGGAGACGGGGGCAUGGCUGGAGACCCCUUUGGGAAAUUUGGAAACGCUCAGAACAAGUAAGAGAAGAGAGGAAAACAUGUGGAACUCACAUUCAUGAUGUCAUUUUAUGGCAUUGACUCAUAUCACUUUUUAACAGUUAGUUACAGCUGUUACUAUUAACACGGUUGCUAAUAAUAAGUUACUAGUGUUUACUAAAAAAAACAUUGAUAAACCGCAAAUACAAUAAUCAUACUCACAGAAAGAUGUUCCAAAAAGUUUAUACUCCUCUCUUCUGCAGGUCAGCCCUGUUAGGCAAAGUGCUCCGUAUUGAUGUUGAUGACAAUGAUAAGGGUCCCCUGUAUAGGAUCCCUUCUGACAACCCGUUCGUGCAUGAGCGCGGGGCGCGCCCUGAGGUCUACGCUUACGGGGUGCGCAACAUGUGGAGGUGCCCCUUUUUUCAACAUUUCCAUUAUAUGCUUUACUUCAUGAAACGCUACACCUCCUUACACUUUAUAUACCAUGACAAAAAAGUGUGGUAAGACUUUACAUUACUGCACCGAAUAAAGGAGUAAUGACUUGGUAAUAAAGUGUAAUCUAGUUGUAAUUACUUAAGUUGUUUUGUUGGUUGACUUGAUCUUGUUUCUCCCAUGGAGGUGUUCUGUGGACCGCGGGGACCCUCUGACGAAGGAGGGGAAGGGCCGUAUCUUCUGCGGGGACGUGGGCCAGAACAAGUUUGAGGAGAUCGACAUCAUAGAGAAGGGAAGGAACUACGGCUGGAGGGCCAAAGAGGGCUUCUCCUGUUAUGACAAGAAGCUGUGCGCCAACAGCUCUCUAGGUGGGAAUCCUGUAGCCUGAUCCAAGAUCAGUUUGUGCGGCAUAGCCAACUCCAAUGCCCAUUGUCAUGCCGGCAUCCUGUGGGUCACUGGGAGAUGAAGGCCUCAGUGUGUUUUGUUCUGUGACUUUCUUCAGUUGAAAAUGUUUUCUGUUUUUUAUUUUGUACACUGUACUUUAUUUAUCCUUAGACAGAAAUGGAACCAGAGUGGGAAGAGAUUGGAAGGGUGGAUGUAGGGAUUGAACUCCGUUCUCCAGGGUCAUAAUGUGCUUAGAAGGGAAGUGCUCAGGAGGGAAUAAGCAGGGAAUCUGUGAAUUUAACCAGGAGUUCUGGAAAACCAUAGGCUCUGUACAAUUUACUUCAUUUGAAAAAUAAGUCUCAUAUCUCUUCCUCCUGUUCUCUUCCAGAUGAUGUACUCCCCAUUUAUGCCUACCCUCACAAGAUGGGCAAGUCUGUGACUGGCGGAUAUGUGUACAGAGGGUGUGAAUACCCCAAUCUGAAUGGCAUGUACAUAUUUGGAGACUUCAUGAGCGGGUAAGGCUCCUUACUGUACGUGUUCAUCAUUUUAAGUCCAAUCCGAAUCCUAAAAGUGUUUAUGGAUGUUUGAGUCCCUAUAGCAGGUGUAUUUUCUUAUGUUUUGAAAGUUGUGUUUUAUGUUUUUGUAUAUAUAGCCUAUAAGGAAAGCAUACUGAAAAUGAAAGAAAUUCUAAAUAAAAUGAAAUGUAGUGUCUCCUCCCUAUAGGCGUAUGAUGAGCCUCCAGGAGAAUACGAACACGGGUCAGUGGGACUACCAUGAGGUCUGUAUGGGCAUCGGUUUAACCUGUGCCUUUCCUGGCCUCAUCAACAACUACUACCAGUACAUUAUCUCCUUCGCUGAGGACGAGGCAGGUAUGAGGAGUCAUAUUAAACCUCUUUUUGUUUGCACAUGGUCACACAGGCAAUGGAAACGUUUUUUUAAGCGUCAGAUCUCUAGGAUGCACACAUUUAAGGCCAGUUUCCCAAACCAAGAUUAAGCUUAGUCCUGGACUAAAAAGCAUGCUCAAUGGAGAAUCGCCAAUGAAACUCUGAGUCCAGGAAACCAGCUAGAGUGUCAAAUGAUGUGAAAUGUUCAUUUUUCUGUCUGAACAGGAGAACUGUACUUCAUGUCGACUGGGGUGCCCAGUGCCACAUCUCCCACCGGUGUUGUUUACAAACUGGUGGAUCCCUCAAGGUAAGGAUUUAAAGCCACAAUCUGCUAUUUCAACAGCCUAACCCUGUCACUGUGUUUGGUAAGGUGAGGGUUUAACAAAGUGUCGUGGCCUACUGCUCUUCUCUUGAAGAUGGCAGAAGCCUAGCAUCAACGUCAUAGACACACUUUUAAAAAGAGACAAAGACAAAACAAGUCAGUAAAACGUGUUAAGCAUCUGUUCAUGAUUACUGAUCUAUUUUAAGUCAGAAGAAUGUUCCGCAUCAUAAUCGUUCUGCCUGUAGUUCUCAAUCUGAUUUACAUGGUAAAUUAUUUUUCUCUGUGUGUUCUUUGUUCUUAUAGCUUAACUGCUGAUUUCUGUUUUGGUGAUCGUUGAGGUUUUCUUACCCUCUGUCGGGGUCGGCUCACUCUCCCUUUCUCCAUAUUUCUGGGUGAAAGAAAAGAAAGAAGGAACAGAAAAGAAAGGGUGUUGGCAGUGGUGUGAAAGCCCUUUCAUUUCAAUCUCUCUCUCACUGACUUAGGUCCAAACAGUUUUGGCCGCAAGAUCGCUUUCCCUUUCUUGCAUACCCUCUCUUUUGGCCGCAGCACUAUACUGUUGUGUCAAGUUAUUUGUUUCUCACUCGCUCAUGAAGCUGAUUUUAAUUACUCUCUACCACAGCAAUGUUUGGAAAAAGCCUCAUUCUGGGAGGGAGACCACCUGAAAGCUAAUCAAAUACAUCUAAAGAGCCAAAGUCUCAACAGAGGCUGAUGAAACUGGGAUGAAACUUUGACUUCUCACCCUCUUAUUUAGUUUUCUUCCCUGCUGAGCUGAAGACUUUUGGUAUUUUGUCUGUUUUAGACGGGCACCGCCAAGACAAUGUCACUAUGACCCGCUGCCUGUCAGAGUGAAGAGCAAGCUCAUCAAGUUCAGGCCAAAAGAAAGUGAGUUUACUGGCUCUCAACAUUAUCUCAGUCUGUCUGCUUUUAUUUUGUUCAUUAUAUUUAGCCCCCUUUGCUCAAUCAAACACGUACAGUAUGUCAGUAGAUCUCACUGCUAGAUCUAGAUUGUCACUAGAUCUCCCAGAUUAUGAAGUCAUUUGAGAGACAUUUUAGGCACAAGGCCUCUGAGAUUGCCAGAUUCAUAUUGCACUUUUAUUACACUGUGGAUAGGCCUACAUGCUAAUUAUAACCUCAUCUCCCAGAUAUAUAUAUAUUAGGCCAGUCUAUGUAGGUAUCCUAAAUCUGACCUCUUCUUCUAUUCCACAGCAUUAACAGGAGUUGAACUACCGACAAAGCGUCAAAAGCUCUCCCCGCCAGAAGAACCCAUCAGACCCCAUCCCACUGAGUCCACAGUAAGCGAGUCCGACAAGGACUGGCUUCAGGAGCUCAUGGACAUUCUAAAGGAGCAAGAGGCUGCCGCCAUCACCACCACACUGCCUCAAACCACAACCACUACCACAACCAAACCGCCCAGGCACACACAACGGAAAAACCGCCGGAAGAAGGGCAAGCACCGGUCGGAGAGCGGGUUGGCGCCGGCAGCCGCGCCUCAGAACGGGGCAGUGAGACUGGCGGGGGACGAGCAGGGGCGGGACGACCGAGGGAGGGUGGAGAUCUUUGCCAACAGUGAAUGGGGGACGGUGUGUGACGACCUGUGGAAUACGAAGAACGCGGCAGUGGUUUGUCGGCAGCUGGGGUUCCGAUUCGCCCUGAAGGCAUCCAAGCACUCUGAGUUUGGAGAAGGGAAGAGUCUCCGGAUUCUUCUGGACGAUGUGCAGUGUGAGGGCACAGAGGAGAGCCUGCUGGACUGUCAACACACAGGCAUAGGAAUGCAUAACUGUGCCCAUUAUGAGGACGCGGGGGUGAUAUGCGGGAACUCGGACUACGUUGAUGCCUAGAAAUGAGAGUCGAUUGAAUUUAUUCCUGACUGUGGCCUAAGUGAUUGUAACUAAAACCAAGGAAUAUUGCUGUCUAACUUUUGUCUAAUUGUUGUCGAUGUUGGCACUUAUAGGUCUACCUCUUUUCAUGAAGGUAAUGUAAUGCUGAUUUAAUUGCUGUGUUAAAGUCUUAAAGGUUUUCUAUUUAAAUGUAAGACUUUGCUCAUGUAAGACGUUGCUUUCUCUAAAGGAAAUUCAUCUAAAACAGUAAUUGAAUGAAUGUACUGUAUAAGGAUAAGGAAUACCAGGUUAUUUAACUCUCUCAUGAUCACAUACUGAAAUAAAUGCUCCAUCCAGACUCACAAGAUAUGUGCUCAUUUGACAUGGAAAAAACAUACUGAGAGAGAGAGAGAGAGA